This is a messenger RNA of Striga asiatica, 559 nucleotides long. The record is from the annotation of a GenBank genome assembly. NCBI's taxonomy places the organism in Eukaryota, Viridiplantae, Streptophyta, Magnoliopsida, Lamiales, Orobanchaceae.
CUGUCUGUAUCUAUCUCUUUCUCUCUCUCUCUCUACAUAUACAUACAAAACAAAAACACCACAUCUCUCUACAUCCCACCACACAAAAAUAUCAAGAAAAGAAAAAUCUCUCAAUUACUUCAAUCAACCCAUCAUAAACUUUUCUUGUGUCAAUCAAUCACUUCUUUUCCACUUUUUUUUUUUUUCCUUAGAGAAAGAGAGAGGAAAUUUAGUGUUUAAAGACAUGGAGAAACAAGGUAAAGACCAAGAUAUGUCAAGCCAUGUUUACAACAGCCAAAACAGUUCAACAGAUAAUGAAGAAGUUUUAAGUGAUCUUAGAAGAGGGCCAUGGACUGUUGAAGAGGAUUUCACCCUCAUCAACUACAUAGCUCAUCAUGGUGAAGGCCGCUGGAAUUCUCUUGCUCGCUGUUCUGGUCUAAAGAGAACCGGAAAAAGCUGCCGGUUACGAUGGCUGAACUAUCUCCGGCCAGACGUCCGGCGUGGGAACAUAACUCUCGAAGAACAACUCAUGAUUCUCGAACUCCAUUCCCGAUGGGGCAAUCGGUACGUUAAUUUCUAA